Heterobilharzia americana is the source of this 3636-nucleotide messenger RNA. NCBI's taxonomy places the organism in Eukaryota, Metazoa, Platyhelminthes, Trematoda, Strigeidida, Schistosomatidae. The record is from the annotation of a GenBank genome assembly.
GCACUUUUCAAAACGGCUCCCAGUUAGCGAGUUGAGAUGAGUCCACUUGGUCCGAGGAAAGUUCGUCGCCACAAUCGCACUGCCUUGUCGGAAAUACCGGGAUCAUCCAAAUCUAAGUGUUCAUCAAAUGCUGAGAAUAAAUCACCAGUUUCUGGAAAGGAAGUUCGCCCUUCAGAUUUCAAUGAAAGUUGGGCACGGCUUGGCAGGCCAUUAAUUACUGGACAAGAGGCUCAGUCAAUUGUAUCUAAUUUAAAAUCUCAGAAUGAUGUUUUUUCGCUGUACUAUCGUCCUUCCUCACAAAAAUCAAAAAUACACUCUACCAGUUAUUCCCAUAAAAAUUUGACGUCGUAUUCUAAUAAUGAAAUACUGCAUUCAUCACCAAAGCGUCGUGAAAGUCAUUUCAGUUGUAAUACCGCAUUAACAGCUAAGAGGGAUUCAAUUAAUAAAUCUGGUCGUAUUAGCCAGCUAGCCAGUCGUGUUGAGCAUCUUCUUAUACAGGAUCAUACCAAUACCUUCCACUGCGAAACCGUAUCCCAAACAGCCUGUCAUUCGGUAGGGUGUGAAUCAAGUUCAUUUCCUCUGGAGUUCUCAGAUGACAGUUCUUCGUCCAGUAUUAAAAGGAAGACAAAUCUCAGUAUUUCAAGUCCCACCAAAACCACCCUGUCAUCUCCCUGGUAUCGUCAUUGCCGACCAAAGGCUCCUCCUCCAGUUCUUUCCUUACCUGUCAAAAGUGGGGAUGUGAAUAGCUUUGAAAAUCACUGCUAUGAUUCAAGGAUUUGCAAAAGCGGUAGUAGCAGUGGAGAUGACCAUCAAGUGGUCGAAUGUGAAAAACUGUUUAAACCCAUUCCUUGUCACCUUUCUUCGCUACCUUCUCAUUCGACGCACUCCCUGACAGUCGCAAGUUCUGAGGUAGAUGGGAGCGUCAGCCAAGAAAACAUUUUUUGCCAUCCGGACUUGCCACCACCACCACCACUUCUGCCUGCAUCCAGUGAUGUUGAUUUGGCAUUGAUGAAUCGUUCGUACUCACUACCAUCUCCUCCUGUUGAGAGCAUCUAUGAAGAGCCAAAUAUAUUUUCGGAUGAAAUCCCACUGAAACCCUUGGCUUCGAUAACUAAUAUUCUACCAAAUGGUGGGGUUUUUAUUCGUCGUCAUCCAAAAUGGGCUAAUGAUUGCAACCCUGAUGUUCUAAGAUCCCAUGCUGUUCUUCGUUAUUCUGGUUUGGACUCAAAUUUCGAUUCGGAUUUCAAUUUAUCUCCUUCUAUACCAUCUCCUCCUCCUUUGAUCGUCGAACGUCUACCCUGUGGAAUGAAUAUCUUGGAAUCACAAGACCAACAAAUCCUCCAUCCAUCUGCUUUGAAUAAUCCUAGUCUGGCACGCCCUACGUUCUUAAAACGGGGUGCACCUGAUGGUGCAGAACAACACAUCGAAGACGUUGCUAAUAGUUUUGAGCAUAAAACAAUUCCAGUAACAGAAGACUGCAACUCACCAUCAACGAUGAAACGGUAAGUUGAAGAGUUUGAUAGGUGUACUGCUGGAUAGAAUGUCUGCUUACCCAGCAGUUCAAGUCUUUUUGAUGUUUCUGAUAAAUAUUGUGUUGUCAGAAUCAACGGAUUCAGCUGCUUACUGGGACCGGUAAUUAUCAUAUCAAGUGGUAAGUGAAGCUGCUUUUGUUUCACUUCAGCUGGAUGAAAUUUGAGAACUGAUCGGUACUGCUCACAUCUCAGAUUAGCUCAUCAGUUACUUCACUCAGUCUGUACAUAUCCUACGAUUAUUUUUCAUAAGUCUAUGCUAAAAGUCAUAUCCGUAUAAAAUAUUACGAUAUUUCUAUACUUAGUUCGAAAGUAUUAUAAGAAUAAGGAUUGGACACUGUGGUAAAUCGUAAUUCCACUUUAAUUGGUUUUGUAGAUCUACCACUGUUUGAUAGAAUUACUGUGUUUGAAACGUUAUCUAGUUAGUAAAAUUGCUACACUGCGUGCUAAAUUAGGCAAAUUAAAUAGUCCAAAAGUAGUUGAAAUUAUUCACAUCCAAUUUCAGUGGUAUUUUACCAUAUUUACUACCCAUUUAAUAAAUAUUCGACCAAAACGCCGAGUCUCACCAAUUUGUCUUUAAAAUUAGUGGCACAAUUUAGUUGCCGAUGCGAUAAAGAAUUCCACUUCAUAUUACUUCCGACUUAUCUUGUCUUAGUGGCUUAUAAUUUCUGGUAUCGAUGAUUUUGGUAUUUUAACAUUUUUAGCGAAGGAGAGUUUCUUUCAAGUAUCUGUAUCCACGCAUUUUGGUUCAUACGUCUAUAACAGCUGUAUUUGAUUUGACUCCUUUUGUAGGUAGUUAGAUACCUUCCAAAGCAGAUUAGCUUAUUUGGCAGCACACAGUGAUACAGUAUUAUUUUUAAUGUCUUUAUCUAGUUGGUAAUACUCAACAUCAAAUAAACUGAUCUGAUAUAGAAUUAAACUCUACCACAAUGUGCAUUUGUGCCCCUUGCAUAUUAACACCGGUUUAUGUUGAUUGGUCAACCUGGGAAAGGGAGUGUUUCUCGCUAAGUACUCAUAUUAUGACAUAUUUAAUAUUUUUGUCAUCAUUCUUCGUUUUAAGUUCGAUUUGAAGUAUGGGUACUUUGACCGAUACUCUGUUGUUCUUAUAUUACUCACUUAUUCUACAAAAAUGUUAAUGUACUAAUAUUCCAUAACUUGUACUGUUAUGUUUGACUUUUAUGAUUGAGCAAAAUUUUGUAAAUAAUCAUCUCAGGAUCAAUCAUAAUGAUCACUAGGUUCCUUAGUUUUUAAAGUGGUUCGGAAGUAAUAAAAGUUGUUGUAUAUCAUCUUUAGGCUUGAAAUAUAUUUAUUAGUUGACCAUCUGUUAUACAAUUCGCUUAUAAAAUGCAUUGCCUUAGAAAUUCGUUCUCUAAUCUCAUUUUUCCUUUUCAAUAAUUACUCACUUAUAGGAAUGUCGACUGGGAUUUUCAUAAUGAAAAGUAUUCGCCUAAAAAGAGUCGUGUACAUUUAUUACUGCCAAGUGAAUCCAGCGCAUUUCUUCCUGUUCGAUCGAAUCGUCAGUUAACCUGUCACAUUCACUGUAUCUCUCCACCUUGCUUACGAUGAAAAGUUGCACUAAAUUUUUGAAUACAGGAUAGUAAACAGUACGAGGAACUACAGUCUUUCAUAAUAUAAUUACGAAUUCAUAUUAUUUUUGUUGUACAGUUGAAUGAAAUAUUGAUUUUUUUAUUGACAGUUUUGUGUUGUUGUUGUCUUUAUUUGGCAUUGUUGUUUUGACAUAUAUUUACUUUCUUGUCUACUUGUUUUUUCGUAUUUCCAGUACCUCCGUUUUUCUACUUCCAUUCCGUCUAACUCUUUUUAUACAGAGUUCUAUAAAAUUAUGAUCAUGACUGUGAAUAUUGCUGUAUUGUUUCUCCUUUUAUAUGUUAAUCAUAAUUUUUCCUUUUUUGUCAUCCUAUGAGCAGAGAGAGAGUCAGAGGAGGAAACAAUGGACAUUUCUUAUCUUAUCUGAAUUUGUUUUUUAUUUGUACAGCCUCCGUUUUGGUUUAUUAGUGACAUUUGUUUACUGAGUUUACCUUUUUUCCUUUUUGGAUAUUUUGUAAUACUUAAAUUUCUUUUUUACAAUAUAGGUAAAUGCAUAUUGUCU